AUGGAAGAACAUUCUGAUGCUAAUUUCAAGUGGCAGCCUCGAUUCUGUGGAGAUAGAUUGAGGCACGUGAAUUUGGUGGUGCUUGCUGGUUAUAAUCACAAGCUCCUUAUCGUUAUCAACAAAGAACGAGACGCAUCCAUCGACUUUGCAAGCAAGAGGAGAAUGGCGUCGACCACACCCGCUUUGAGUGGCUCUGUGUUGAACACCACUUUCCUUAGGAAACAGCCUCUGAACAGCACAAGCCUGAGGGCUUUCUCCAACGUUAACGCCAUGUUUGGUGUGAAAGGAGGAGGUGGGGGUCGUGUCAGUGCCAUGGCCAGUCACAAGGUGAAGCUGAUCACCCCAGAUGGAGAGAAAGAUUUUGAAUGCCCAGAUGAUGUAUACAUUCUUGACCAGGCUGAGGAAGAAGGCAUUGAACUUCCCUACUCAUGCAGGGCUGGUGCAUGUUCUUCCUGUGCUGGCAAAGUUGUGUCUGGCAAAGUGGACCAGUCAGAUGGUAGUUUCCUUGAUGAAGCUCAAGAGAGUGAAGGCUUUGUUCUCACCUGUGUUGCUUACCCCACCUCAAAUGUUGUUAUUUACACCCACAAGGAGGAGGAACUCACCGCCACUUGA
This is a messenger RNA of Sphenostylis stenocarpa, 612 nucleotides long. The record is from the annotation of a GenBank genome assembly. Lineage: Eukaryota; Viridiplantae; Streptophyta; Magnoliopsida; Fabales; Fabaceae.